Camelina sativa (false flax) is the source of this 966-nucleotide messenger RNA. NCBI's taxonomy places the organism in Eukaryota, Viridiplantae, Streptophyta, Magnoliopsida, Brassicales, Brassicaceae. The record is from RefSeq and is a predicted model, not a curated record.
AUGCUGAGAUCUAUCAUGAAUGCGUCGACGAUGAGGACAUUUGUUCAUGUUCAAGGUCAUUUUGUAACUGCUCCUCCUCCUUCAUUGAUUCUUUGUUGCUGGAGACGAGCUUUCUCUAGUGCAAGUGAUGAUGAUUACAGAGAGAUAUUGAGAAAUGGGCUUCGUGAUAUCAACUUAGACGAUGCUAUUGGUGUUUUCGAUGAAAUGGUCAAGUUUUGUCCUUUCCCUAAGAUUUCCGAGUUCAGUAAGCUUUUGAGUGCUAUUGCUAAGAUGAAUAAGUUUGAUGUUGUCAUCUCUUUGGGGGAGAAGAUGCAAAAGCUGAGGAUUUAUCAUAAUCACUAUACUUACAGUAUUUUCGUAGAUUGUUUCUGUCGCUCCUCUCAACUCUCUCCUGCUUUAGCUACUCUUGGGAAGAUAAUCAAACUCAGUCAUGAGCCUAGUGUACUCACGCUUUUUUCUCUUGUCAAUGGUUUCAAUGCAUCCAUCGAUGCGUUUGUGAAAGAGGGGAAGCUUGUAGAUGCUGAAAAGUUGUACAAGGAGAUGAUCCAAAGGUCUAUAGAUCCUGAUACUGCCACUUACAAUUCAUUGAUCAAUGGGUUUUGCAUGCACGAUCGCCUAGAGAAAGCCAAGAAUAUGUUUGCUUUGAUGGUUAGCAAAGGUUGUUUCCCAAAUGUAGUGACAUAUAAUACUCUCAUUAAGGGAUUUUUUAAGUCUAAGAGGGUAGAAGAGGGUAUGAAACUCUUGGGCGAUAUGUCUCAAAGAGGAUUGAUGGGCAACACCGUCACUUACAACAUACUUAUCCAAGGGUUUAUUCAAGCUGGCAACAACGAUCAUGCCCAAGAAGUUUUUGAACUAAUGGGUUCUAGUGGUGUGCCUCCCAAUAUUUUGACCUACAACAUUUUGCUAGAUGGAUUUUGUAGGAAAGGUUUAAAGCAUGAAGCAGAUGCUCUGUUUAGAAAAAUGUAA